AUGGGCCAUCCUCCGACUUGUCUGAAGCUCUAUCCCCACUUCAUUCGAAAUGAAUUGCUCUCUUUUAACACUAUGAUCCAUCUGCAGACACAUACGCUAAUUGCUUCAGUACUUUUUCUGCAUUCUGCCAAACUGUCCAAUCUAAGGAGAAAGGGUGGCUACUUCUGUACUGGCACGCUUGGUUGCUUGUCAACUGAUCGCCACCAAAGGUCUUCUUCACCGAGUUCAAGACGAUUUCCGGCCCUCAACAUAGCUGGUCUCUUAAGUCCUGAAAUUGUCCAUCUCUGA
Molecule: messenger RNA, 288 nt
Organism: Protopolystoma xenopodis
Lineage: Eukaryota; Metazoa; Platyhelminthes; Monogenea; Polystomatidea; Polystomatidae
Source: the annotation of a GenBank genome assembly